AUGCCAAAGUACACCGUAGACCAAUUGCUUGAAAGCAGAGAACUCGCUCACAACCCCAAGCCGGAUGUGUUGGACGCCUUCCACAAAAUGGUCGACGCCAUUGCCGAGCAUGUGGAGAGAAAAGUCAAGGUUGUUCACGGUGACUCCUACAUCGAUGAGAACGGAAACGAGAGAGCAUACUCGCACUUGAACAGAAGAAGAUUGUCGCGUCUGAGCAACACUCCACGUCCCAACUUGCGCAAGAAGUCUGAGCCUACUGUGGACCAAGAUGGUUGGGCUACCUUCGUUAAACCAAAGAAGUCCUUUGGUGCUGAGGAGGGUGAGAAUGACAAGAUCAAGUUCCGUGAGCUGCUCAAGGAUACCGCUGUGAAGGUGAGACCCAACAACAAGAACUUGGGCUCGUCCAAGGCUGUGGAUCCUAGGGACGCUAUUGCUGACAAGCACACCAACACAUUCAAUGCUUUCGAGGCUUUGGGUGACGAUGAUGAUUAA
Molecule: messenger RNA, 492 nt
Organism: Australozyma saopauloensis
Lineage: Eukaryota; Fungi; Ascomycota; Pichiomycetes; Serinales; Metschnikowiaceae
Exons: 1
Coding region: 1-492 (163 amino acids)
Biological process (GO): negative regulation of translation; translational initiation
Source: RefSeq, a predicted model, not a curated record